Molecule: messenger RNA, 3386 nt
Organism: Gymnodraco acuticeps
Lineage: Eukaryota; Metazoa; Chordata; Actinopteri; Perciformes; Bathydraconidae
Gene: smc6
Product: structural maintenance of chromosomes 6
Biological process (GO): double-strand break repair via homologous recombination
Cellular component (GO): Smc5-Smc6 complex; site of double-strand break; nucleus
Molecular function (GO): damaged DNA binding; single-stranded DNA binding
Source: RefSeq, a predicted model, not a curated record
CGCAGACAAAUCAACUUCCGGUGAGACCGAGACCGAGGAGCGAGGAAAUGAAAAAUAAGAGAAGUGAAACGCAGCCAGGAAGUGAAUAAAAAUAUCUCUGACUGUGAACACGAGAUAUAUCUGCAGCCUGGACCCCAACAGCACGGUUCAGGAUGAGUAAGAGCAGAGGAGGAGUGAUGGUGUCGGGGGGGAAGAGACGGAGGGUUUCGGACGAGAGAGACUCCAGCAACACGGGGGACAUUGGUCUGAUCGAGAGCAUCGCUCUGAAGAACUUCAUGUGUCACCGUCUGCUCGGACCCUUCCAGUUCGGACCCAACGUCAACUUCAUCGUGGGAAACAACGGCAGUGGGAAGAGUGCGAUUCUGACGGCUCUUAUCGUUGGUCUCGGAGGAAAAGCAACGGACACGAACAGAGGGACGUCUGUGAAGGACUUUGUGAAGACCGGCGAGACUUCUGCAGAAAUCACUGUGAAGGUGAGAAACAGAGGACUGGACGCUUUUAAAAGAGACGUCUACGGAGACAGCAUCUCCAUCGAGAGACGCAUCUUCAGCGAUGGCAGCCGGACCUGCAAGCUGAGGAGCAAAACUGGACAGCUCAUCUCGAACAAGAAGGAGGAGCUGACCUCCAUUCUGGACCACUUUAACAUCCAGCUGGAUAACCCCGUGUCCAUCCUGAACCAGGAGAUGAGUAAACAGUUCCUGCAUUCAAAGAGUGAAUCAGACAAAUACCAGUUCUUCAUGAAGGCGACGCUCCUGGAUCAGAUGAAGAGGGAUUUUGUUCACAUCAAACAAACCAAAACCCUCACCAGACAGCAGGUGGAGAGACAGGAGGAGGCUCUGAAGGACCUGAAGCUGGACUUCCUGCAGAAGAAGGAGCGCUUCGAGACGCUGCACUCCUUCAGCGACAUGAGGGAGCUGCUGCCAAGCCUCCAGAGGAACAUGGCCUGGAGUCUGGUGCGAGACAAGGAGCAGUUUGUGCAGCGGUUAAAGGAGGACGUGGAGAAAGAGGAGAGUCACCAGACACAUCAGGAGAACCUCAAGCUCUGCCAGACUAAGCUCACAGCAGCAGAGCAGAAGCUGCGGGGCGUUAGAAGCAGAAUUGAAAGUGUGACGCAGGAACAGGAAGCUCUUUCUGAAGGUCAUCUGAGGUUAAAGGAGCAGCUGAAGGUCGUCAGCAAAGAGCACAAUGAACAGGAGGUACUGAUCAUUAGGGCUCUGAACAAAUUCAAAGAGUCGGAGCGAGAGCAGAACUUUCUUCAGGAGAAAAUAAACAAGACGAGAACAAGUCUCAGUGUGAGUAAAGAUGGAGAGACGGAGUAUUCGAAGCAGCAGAAGAGGAUCGUGAGUUUGAGGAAGCAGCUGGAGGAACUCGAGGAAACGCAUUCGCAGCUGAACGAGGAAAUAAAGAACGAGCAUCAGGCGCUGUUCACGGGAAGAGAGAAGUGCGACAAACUCAGACUGGAGGAGAGGAACAUCCAGGUUCUGUUGGAGUCCAAAGUGAGGAGGAGGAACCAGGUUCUGGCCAGCCGGUCCAACAAACUGAAGCGUUUCGGAGACCAAGUUCCAGACCUGUUGAUUUCCAUCGAUGAGGCGAACGCUGCCGGACGCUUCAAGAAAAAACCCAUCGGACCCCUGGGGGCGUUCAUCAGCCUGAAGGACCCCCUGCUGGCAGCAGCUGUGGAGGCGUGUCUGUGCGGCUUCAUGAAGGCGUUCUGUUGCGAUAACCACCGCGACGAGGCGUUGCUGCAGGAGAUCAUGAGGCGGCAUUAUACGAAAGGAAACCGACCGCAGAUCAACGUCAGCCAGUUCUCCGAGAAACUCUACAACCUCCACGGGAGGAAGGCUCUUCAUACAGACUUUCCCUCGCUGCUCGACGUCAUCACCGUCACGAGUCCGGUCGUCUUCAACUGUCUGAUCGAUAUGAGAGGCGUCGAGUCCAUCCUCAUCAUCAAGAAUCAGGUGAAAGCGUCGACAUCAGAGCUGGAGGCAGCGGUGGAGGAGCACAUCGAGGACAUCUGCUCUUUGGAGGAGGUUGCUGAGGAGAGUCGGCAGAAGAUGGAGGCCGAGCGGCAGGCGAUGAUCGAGGAGAAAGAAGAGCUGGAAAAACAUGGAGAAAACGUUGAAAACAUGGAAUCGAAAGACUCGUCGGUCAGAGAGAGAAUCGACCGACUCUGUGAGGAAGUCGAGACGAUGAAGGAGGAGCAGCUGAAGCUGGAGGCUGAGUGCAGCAAACAUGAACAAAGCCUCCAGGUUUUAGAGAAGAAACUGAAGAGUCAUGUAGAAACUAUCGCAGAGAUGAAGAGGGACCUCGCUCAGACAGAGGAAGAGUUAAAGGAGUGUGUGAGUAAAGCGUCAGAGAUCAGUCCUCAGCGACAGGUCGUGUCCGCCAGCUCGAGGAGUUUGGACACAGAAAUAACUCGACUGCAGAGGAAGAUCAAAGUUUACGAGAGCAUUCACGGAGAGCAGCAGCAGGUGGUGAGGGAGUACGCUGAGGCGGUGUCUCUGUUCAGACAGAAGAGCAAACAGGUGAGAGACCUGCGGAGAUUCAUCGACCGCCUCGAACACAUCAUAUCGGACAGACAGAGCAGAUACAAGGUCCUGAGGAGGUCUCUAUCGGUCAGGUGUAAAUUAUAUUUUAAUAACUUCAUGAUAAAGAUGAACUGCUGCGGCUCCAUGAUCUUCGACCACAACAACGAGACGCUCUCCAUCUCCGUGAUGCCCCCGGGCCGGGAGGAUGAGGGGGUGUUGAGUGACAUGCGCUCUCUGAGUGGAGGCGAGCGCUCGUUCUCCACCGUCUGCUUCAUGCUCUCUCUGUGGGAGAUCACAGAGUCUCCCUUCAGGUGCCUCGACGAGUUUGACGUCUACAUGGAUAUGCACAACCGGCGGAUCUCUCUGGAUCUCCUGCUGGAGCUUUCUGAGCGUCAGACCCUUCGUCAGUUCAUCUUCGUCACUCCUCUCACCACCAGCAAUCUUCCAAAAUCCAGACUGAUAAAGAUCCACAAGCUGCAGGAUCCAGAGAGAAUCUGCAGCGAAGCUCAGGAGGAAGAAGAGGACGCUUAAAAGUAAUGAAGAGAGACGUUGGUACGACGUGAAGCUCAGUAUUAUCAUUCAGUAUUCUCAUGUUUGCUUGCUGGGAUUCAUUUAUGGAUGUGUUUGAAAACCUAAUGACGGUUUAAUGUUUCAGGACUCGCAGGUAUGUUAACUCUUAUUGUUGUGUUCAUGUGUUGCUGCCUUUAGCCACACCAUUGUUCUUUAUAUUGAUCUGUUAUCAACAUUUUGUGCAUCUCGAUAACGUAUUCAUAGUUACAAGAGGAAGCGAGGCGGAUUUUAUUCAUCUCAUUCACACUGUCUGCAAAUAAAUUACAUUCCUGUAGGCCUACAACUAAA